AUGUCCUUCCAUCCCCAGACCCCGCAGAGUCCCUCCCAGUUCUCCCCGAUCACCUCCGACCCGCUGUCCGGAACGUCAAACGCGUCGGUCGGGACAACUACAAACUCCAUCAACACCAACAUACACGGCGGCUCCUUCUCGUCCACCUCUGCGUCGGCCGCCACACCAUCUACGCUGCCGACGCCUGCACACAGUGUGAACGGCUCCGGCUCCGGCUUUGGCUCCGGCUUUGGUCCUGCCGACGCUGUUCACGGCAUGAGCCCCGGCGGCGCCGACUCCCCGCACAAGCGAAAACGACCACUCGACGACACAGGAGACCUCGGCCACGGGUCCAAAAAGGUCCACAUGGAGGGCCAGCAGCGACUGGACUUUGAGGCCCUGCACCAAGAUGUCGGAGAGAAGUAUCUUGUUUGCAAUAAGCCUCAUCGACCAUCGUUCCCUCCAUUGUCGGAAGACCUCUUUGAAAUGUUCAACCUGACGAGCAUCGCCGCCGAGGUCGCACGAACGCUACCCAACGGUGAGAAGAACGCGAUGCGCAAGACAUACAAGGGCUACAUGAAGAAGCUGGGCGUGUCUGGCCACUUUGAGCCCUUGAAACGGGACGAGGGCGACGAGAGCGAUUUCAUGCGUCUGAUCAGCGAGGCCGACGACUCUUGGCAAGCGCGACAGGUGAAGACAAAGGACAUCCACUACGGUUUGCUCGACGACGUCGAGGCCGAUUUGCGGCAAGCAAUGACCAUGAACAAGGGUCCCAUUCCCAAGGCCAUCUGGGACAGCUCCGUGCUGGGCGACCUCGCGCCGGAGAAGCUUGUGUCCAUUGGCGCACGGCCGUCGUCCGUCCGCGGCACAGCGCCCAACACACCGCUUCACCCGGCUGUUGCACGGUCAAAGGUACAGCCGCCGCUUUCCGCGGCUGCCGGCGGUGCUGGCAGUCCGGGCAGCCUGGACACAUCACGGCCGCGUCGCGUGAACAAGAAGCGGAGCUACGGCGAGAACAGCUUCGAGGGCUAUGGAGAAGGUUUCCCUGACGAUGACGGCGGUGACGGCGGCUAUUCCACAGGCGACGGCGACGGCCCGAGCCACAAGCGGAGAAAAAAGAAUGGCACGCCGACUGCCCAGUACAACUCGGCACCUGUGCGGCAGCAGAGCUAUGGACCUGGCAUGGUCGGCGCCUAA
Molecule: messenger RNA, 1176 nt
Organism: Sporothrix brasiliensis 5110
Lineage: Eukaryota; Fungi; Ascomycota; Sordariomycetes; Ophiostomatales; Ophiostomataceae
Product: mediator of RNA polymerase 2 transcription subunit 19
Exons: 3
Coding region: 1-1176 (391 amino acids)
Biological process (GO): regulation of transcription by RNA polymerase II
Cellular component (GO): mediator complex
Molecular function (GO): transcription coregulator activity
Source: RefSeq, a predicted model, not a curated record